Symbiodinium pilosum is the source of this 1908-nucleotide messenger RNA. Lineage: Eukaryota; Dinophyceae; Suessiales; Symbiodiniaceae. The record is from the annotation of a GenBank genome assembly.
AUGUCGGCACCAUCUCCUUCACCUCGGCCUCUGGCAGCUGUUGAGGAGGCAGCUCCCCGGCUGCCCCGCGGCUCCCUGGCCGCAGUCGGCGAGGGCAACUUCGUGGUAGACGCGGCUCCAUCAGAUCUGAGGUGGGCGCCGCAAACAAUCUCCGUAGUCCUUCCUUGCGCUGAGGAACGAGACCUCGCCUUCAAAACAGUGAAGUCGGUUUUCGAAACGACGCCGGCGGACAUUCUGCAUGAGAUAGUGGUCGUUGAUGAUGGCAGCAAUCCGCCGCUCUCGCAGACGCACCUGAAUGCAGAAGUCCAAGAGAAGUACAAGAUCCUCAUCAAGAGGCACGAGCACACAGUGGGGCUCAUCGGAGCAAAGAAGACUGGAGGGGAUGCCGCCACUGGUGACAUAAUCGUUUUUUUCGACUGCCAUGUUGGUCCACAACCUCGAUGGCAUGAAGACUUCAUGCGGCUCAUUGCCGAGAACUACCGUCGGAUGGUCAUACCUCAGAUUACCGCACUGGAUAUUGACACGUGGACCCAGAUCGGCCGUGGCGGCGGCAUGUCCAAAUGCUAUCUCACGUGGGACGGCGACUUCAAGUGGGGCGGAACUGACGACAUGUACAUGGGGAUGCUGUCCGGUGGCCUGGCUGGCAUGUCGCGCCACUGGUGGGACGAAAGUGGAGGAUAUGACGACAAGAUGCUGGGCUGGGGUGGCGAGAAUAUCGAUCAAGGUGUGCGUAUGUGGGUGUGCGGUGGCGAGAUUGUUGCUGCUCCGAAUUCCCAAGUGGCGCAUAUGUGGCGAACUGGGUCUGCAAAGACGAGCGCCCGCUACAGGCAUGUUGGCGACACAAUCUACAACCGUGCCAGGGCGAUCAACGCAUGGCUGCAGGAGUUUAGCGCCAAGUUGGACGAUUAUCCAACCUUUGCGCAUCGCAAGAGCUCUGGUGGCCCCAACUGGUUUGGGGACAUGACCACCUUCAACAACGUCAAAAAGCGGCUAAACGGCUGCAGACCCUUCGCGUGGUACCUGAAGCGCUUCAAGGUAGUCUAUGAAGAUGCGGGUCUCAUUCCCCCAGAGAUCUUCAUGAUCCGAGAGGAGCAAAGUGGGCUUUGCCUACGUUUCAUGGGUGGAGCAGGGACUAGUGGAUCUGGAUCUGAGGGAGUGAGGCUUGAGAAUUGCGAUUCCAAUAACCACCGCUUCUUCUGGCAUUUGGGGAAUCGCAACAAGAAGACCAAGAAAUGCUGCAGUGGUUUGCGAGCCUGGAACACAGACCAAUGCCUUCAGGGUGGCCAGUCUGGUGGACGCGGUGUGACCGGCAUAUGCGAGCUUUCUGGAACGAACCCAACACAAGCUUGGUCUUUGACCAGUGAUGGCCUCCUGAAGAAGGGAGCCUCCUGCCUGGGACCAGCCAACACCAUGACUCCGGGCUUGAGGGAGGCGCCCUGUGUCUCCUUCCGGAACAAGGGAGGCUCGAGGUUCAGCAAGAUGAGUUCCCAAAUUCCGCUGGAGACCAAGCUGUACAGAAGAGCACAGCAAGAACAUCCGGAGGUCUUCACGCGCCUCAAUGCAGAACUCAAUGUGGACGCUCCCUCAGACAUGCCGAAACGAUGCUUGGAGCCAGGAAGAAACUGCAUCAAGCUCUUCAAGAAGGGUGGCAACCAAUGCCUCGACACUGAAGCGCAGUGGGUGGAGUCGCAGGAUGAUUGUGGCCUCUACAUCUUCGAGAACGAUUCCUUGAAGCAAGCCGAAUCCAUGGCCUGCCUAGAUACCUGGUCUGAUGAUGACGUCAACACCUGGGGUCUCUACGAAUGCCAUGGGGGCAACAAUCAAAAAUUCGUGCAGUCCGAGGGUCAGGUUUUCUGUGCGUUCGUGGACAUCGGCAGCGAGCAAUGCUUUGAGGGCCGCGCAAGGUGA